CCUGUGAUGUCAUAUUACAAAUCUAGGAAGCCUUUCUUGCUCACUUCAGAGACAGCCCAUCUCACAAUACAGCUGGCAACCUCCGAAAGGCCUCCUUCAGCAAGAGCUAACAUGCUUAGGAAUUUACUUGGGAACCUUUAAAAGACUCUGCCUACCACCACCUGGAAUCAAUGAAGAACUACCAAAACGGAGAAUAAAAAGAAGAAAGAAGUGCCAGAGGACGACGGACUGGGAUUAUUAAGACUCGGAAGUAAGACUGAUAAUUUAUGACUACCCAUUCUGAACAUGAGGACAUUUUAAUUUUGGAAUAUUCAUCUUGACGACUGAAGUACAAGCUAACACGAGGACUGCUGUGUUCAACUUGAAACACAGCUUUUCCUUACGUUUGGGGCUCUAUGGGUUGGCUUCCUUGACUGAAUUUCUGUCAGUUAACUAAAUUCUGGACUCAGUGGAUUUUCUGGAGACCAGAAAAUGAGACGAUUGUCCUGAAGAAUCUACUAGAAACUUUUAAGCAACACGUUUCAUGCUUCUUUUGAAGAUUUCAGAGAAGAAAAUAUUUGUAAGACCACAAAAAGAAACAAAUAAUUUUCGAAUAAACUGGCUGUUGCUGAGACCACAUCUGAAUACCAAAGGCGACCGCUGCAGACAAAAGGACUCCCUGUAAGCUGUACAGCCUGACAAUGGUAAGCUCCAACGGCUCCCACUGCCCUUACGAUGACUCCUUUAAGUACACUUUGUAUGGGUGCAUGUUCAGCAUGGUGUUUGUGCUUGGGCUGAUAUCCAAUUGUGUUGCGAUAUACAUUUUCAUCUGUGCCCUCAAAGUGAGAAAUGAAACUACAACGUACAUGAUUAACCUGGCAAUGUCAGAUUUGCUUUUCGUCUUUACUUUACCAUUUCGGAUUUUUUACUUUGCAACACGGAAUUGGCCAUUUGGAGAUCUUCUCUGUAAGAUUUCAGUAAUGCUGUUUUACACCAACAUGUAUGGAAGCAUUCUGUUCUUAACCUGUAUCAGUGUAGAUCGAUUUCUGGCAAUCGUCUACCCAUUUAAGUCGAAGACUUUAAGAACUAAACGAAAUGCAAAGAUUGUUUGCAUUGCUGUGUGGUUCACAGUGAUGGGAGGAAGUGCACCCGCGGUUUUCUUUCAGUCGACCCACUCUCAGGGUAACAAUACCUCAGAAGCCUGCUUUGAGAACUUUCCAGCAGCCACAUGGAAAACCUAUCUCUCCAGGAUCGUGAUUUUCAUAGAAAUAGUGGGGUUUUUUAUCCCCUUAAUUUUGAACGUCACUUGUUCUAGUAUGGUGCUAAGAACUUUAAAUAAACCUGUUACAUUAAGUAGAAGCAAAAUGAACAAAACUAAAGUUUUAAAAAUGAUUUUUGUACACUUGGUCAUAUUCUGUUUCUGUUUUGUGCCCUAUAACAUCAAUCUUAUUUUAUACUCUCUCAUGAGAACACAGACUUUCGUUAACUGCUCUGUGGUAGCUGCAGUGAGGACAAUGUACCCAAUCACUCUCUGCAUUGCUGUUUCCAACUGUUGCUUUGACCCCAUUGUUUACUACUUCACUUCAGACACAAUUCAGAACUCAAUAAAAAUGAAAAAUUGGUCUGUUAGAAGAACUGAAUCCAGGUUCUCUGAAGUUCAGGGCACCGAGAAUUUUAUCCAACACAACCUACAAACUUUAAAGAGUAAAAUAUUUGAUAGUGAAUCUGCAAUAUAAGCUGCCUGACUAAACCACUGGGACUGCUCCGUGUUCAACUGUGAAAACUGUGCUCUUGGAAACUGUUUCUCCAGCUCCAAAAGAAUUAACAUAUGGACCGUUACAUGUUUUAAAGAAAAUCUGUGUCUGAUGUGUUACACAUUAAAAUAUAUUCUAUUCUUGUAUGCACUCCA
Messenger RNA from Cricetulus griseus (Chinese hamster), 1888 nucleotides. The record is from RefSeq and is a predicted model, not a curated record. NCBI's taxonomy places the organism in Eukaryota, Metazoa, Chordata, Mammalia, Rodentia, Cricetidae.